This is a messenger RNA of Cydia amplana, 2709 nucleotides long. RefSeq lists its product as uncharacterized. The transcript has 5 exons. Lineage: Eukaryota; Metazoa; Arthropoda; Insecta; Lepidoptera; Tortricidae. The record is from RefSeq and is a predicted model, not a curated record. The coding region runs from base 1 to 2709 and encodes 902 amino acids.
AUGAAUUUAUGUCGUUUCAGCCAACCACAACAGCAGCAGGUGAUGCUGUGCCCCGUCCGACUCAUCUACGAGACGCAGAUCCUAGUCCAGCCAGGCGAACAGAUCCAACCGAAUCAAACGCUUUUCAUAAAUCCACAAAACCCACCGCCAUGGAUACAGAACCAGGUCCGGCCCCAAAACCAGGUCAUAUACAUGCAGCAGAUGCCAGGCAACAUGAUGCCUUCCGUCCCUCAGCACAUGGACCAAAAUCAGAUGUACCUGCAGAACCUGCAAGGCUACUACCCACAGCAAAUGAUACAGAUGGACCACAGACAAAUGUCCAAUGUCGUCCAAAUGAUGCCAAAUAUCGGACAGAUUACUGGACAAAACGUUAAUAUGGGUCAAAAUGUAAUAAAUGUAGGCCAAAACGUUAGUAAUAUUGCUCCAAAUGUAAUAAAUACAGGACAGAAUGUAAUGCCAAUAAGUGACGUGCAAAAUGUACAGAAACCUGCUAAUGUGGGUGUUAAUAUUGCUCAAAACCAAAAUAUGGCCAGUAUAGUUAGCAAUGAUAGGGUUUACAAUAGUAAUAUGCCGAAUACAAUACCAAUGGCAAACCAAAAUACAAUGACGAAUGUUACACAAACACAAGAUCGGACAGGUAAUAUGAAUCAGAACUUAGUUAAUAUGCAGAAAGUCGCAGAAUUACAAGGGAUGAGACAACAGAAUGUGAGACAACCACAAGUCACAGUGUCACCGAUGCAAAAUGUAAAAUAUGCUCCAAAUACUGUUGACUUUAGACAAAAUGCUCCCCAAAAUGUUGGUCAUAUCAGAGCAGUAAACAGUCCAAGACCAAUGAGCACUACUAGCAACAUACCAAAUAAUGUUAUGCAAGCAAAUGCAUUAAAUAAAAAAGUUGCUAUACCAAGCAACCCAAUGCCUCCUGUCGUGACAAGUCCAGUCAGGCAUUACUUCAGACACCCACAGCCCAAACUAAUUAAUAUAGCGCCAAUGCAAAAUCAGUACGUGCCGAGCGGAACACAGACUAUAAAUAGGCCUAGGCCAAAUCAAAGUAUUAACGAAGUAAAUAGGAAAAGAAAGAGCGAAUCACCCGAUGAGACUAAAAGGAAAAUACCUAAUAAUCAGUUUGUAAGCGUAGAAACCGCAAAUGGUACAACUAUUAGUUAUAUACCCACCCCUGUUAGAGACUUUAAGCUAGUAUCAAGGAAUGUCGAGACUGCAUCUACCGGAACACAAGCCAAUAUCGCCAAGGAAAAUCCUCAAGUUGUUGAUAUGAAAGUCAUACCACCGACUAAAGAUAAUACUCUAAUCGAAAGCGAUAAGUUAGUUAGAAACACAGUUUUUACUCAAGCAGCUCAAGCUCUUAAUAGACCACUAAUAAGAACUGAACCUCAACCGGUGCAACCGGACGUCGUUAUACGAAUAGAAAAAAUGCAUUCUCCAACAAAAAUUAGACCUACAGAACCCAUGAAAUUUGUAACAUCAGAGGGAAACACGGAACAGGUAAAACCAGAGACAUCAAAACCAAAUACAGAAAUAGUGAACAUAGAAACAACUAAAUCAAAUGCAGAAUUACCGAAAAUGGAGACAUCAAGACCUAAUAUAGAAUUAUUAAAACUAGAACCAACGAGACCAGUUAAAGAACCAUUAGUAAUAGAUACAUCAGCACCAAAUUCUAUACCUUUUGUAUUAAGUGCAUCCAUAGAUGAACAAAAACUAAAUACCAACAAGUCAUCUCAACCAAGUAAACUAGAAAUUCAAUUAAAAAUAGAAUCAAGAGCAAAUGCAGAAUCAUUAGAAAUGGCUACAAGUAAAACGCCAGAAUUUAAAACACCAAAACAAAGUACAGAAACACCGAAAAUAGAAACAAUCACAAAACCAGAACAACAGACAGGAACACCUAAAAUAGAAACGGUUACGAAGCGGAAAGAAGUUACAAAACCUGGUAAAGUUAAAAAAGAGGAAACGCCCAAAUCAAAAACUAAUAUUAAAGAAGUAAAAACUGUAGAAGCAACAAAAUCAGAAGUAGAAUCAAAAUCUGCAAAAAUAGAAACUAAAGAAGUUAAAGAUGUAAAUAGAAAAUUCACAGUUACUUCUAUAAAUGAUUUUAAAGGAAGUGAGUUGCAGAUAGCCAAUGGUAGUGUGAGAAAAGAAGAUACUGAUCAUUACAUAUUAACGCAUGUUUUGGAUGGAUACGUUAUCCAAGAGUCUAAUACAGCUUUCCCUAUACGCAAACCGCUAAAAGAGAAAAUAAUAUACCAAAACGCAGAUCUAUCGUUAGAGCCAAAGAGAGAAGAAACAUAUAAGCACAGGACAGAAGAUGGGAAACUUAUAAAAGAUAAUAGUAAAAUACUGAGCAUUUCCGAUUUAAACCUGAACGAAGAUGAGGCGAUAGAAAGCGAGGCUGAGACUGUGAAAAGUAAAGAGGAAUCGGAAAAAAGUGAAGAUGAUAAAACUAAAAGUGAAGAAAAAUGUGACGAAGAUUCGGAUCAACCUUUCGCGAAUCUAACGCCAUCUACAAUCAAGUCUUGGACGGUCGAUCAGCUGGCGUCCCACCUGUCAAAAUUCAACUGGGCAGAGACAAUCUCAGUGUUGUCAGAGCACGAGAUAGACGGGGAAUCCUUGUUUCUGGUCAACAAGCAACAGCUCGUGCAGAUCGGAGUCAGUGAAACGCACGCUGAUGCUAUAUGCGAGUUCGUAAAGACUAGUUAA